Molecule: messenger RNA, 1584 nt
Organism: Microthlaspi erraticum
Lineage: Eukaryota; Viridiplantae; Streptophyta; Magnoliopsida; Brassicales; Brassicaceae
Source: the annotation of a GenBank genome assembly
AUGUCUGUGGAGAAGAGCUUCUCGGCGGCUGAGAUUCCCGAUGAGGAAGCGACAGAGAAAGACCAACCUCUCGACCGAUUAAUCCCGGAAGCUGAAGAGGAUCUAGAGAAGAGGGUCGAGAAGAAAGACGAAGGAGAAGGAGUAGACGGCGAGGAAGUCGAAGAAGGAGUGAAACCCGACGAAGCGGAAGACGAAGAAGAGGCAGAAGCGCAAGCAGAUGAAGAGGAAAAGGAAGAUGGUGAUGAAGAUGCAGAGGAAGAGGAAGAAGAAGACGAAGAAAAAGUAGAAGCCGAAGCAGAUGAAGAGGAAGAGGAAGAGGAAGAAGAAGAAGAAGAAGAUUCUAAGGAGAGAAGUCCAUCUUCGACACCAGGAGACCAAUCAGAACUAAUGGACAUUGAUCUAAGUGAAAUCCGUAAAGACGUGCAGUGUCCCAUAUGCCUUGGGAUUAUAAAGAAAACAAGGACUGUGAUGGAAUGCCUCCACCGAUUCUGCCGGGAGUGUAUUGAUAAGUCAAUGAGAUUGGGGAACAAUGAGUGUCCUGCUUGCAGGAAGCAUUGUGCAAGCCGGCGUUCUCUGAGAGACGACCCGACAUUUGAUGCUCUCAUUGCAGCUUUAUUCCCAAACAUUGAUAGUUAUGAGGAAGAGGAGCUGGCUUUUCAUGAAGAUGAGAUGGCUCGUAAUAAGCAGAUUCAGGCAUCUAUAGCUGAGAUAUCACAGAGACAAUCUGAGGCUCUUGUGAAGAGAAAGUCUUUUGGGAAAGAGGCAGCAGUCUUGAUGAGAUCACAGCGUCUUGCUAGUGGUUCAAGAAGGAGAAGGAACUCCAGAAACCUGGAACAAGAAGAAGCUCAUGACGAUGAUAACAAUGAUGAUGAUAACAACAACGGAGGAGGCAAAGAUUCGUCUUCAGAUGAGCGUGGCACAGAAGUCAGGCAGAGAAAACGAAGAAAACGAUCUACAAGCCGUUCAACGCAACACCCUUCUUCUUCAGGUGCAAACAACAACGGCAACUGCGCGGAUAACGACACAGAAGCGGUUAGAGACAACAGCAGAGGAGGCACUCCAGGGCUUGUGUGGAAUCCGGAGAUACUUGCUUGGGGGAGAGGCGGUACAAGGAGUAACACAAGGCAUGGGAAUAACACACCAGGAGGUAUUAGUAAGAGUGUGAGGACUGCUCGCGUGAAUAGGCUUGUUGAAUAUCUACGCAACAGCGCAGAUGCGGACAGUAUUGAGCAGCUGGAUAUUCAUCUCAAGCUUGUCUCAGUGGAUACAAAAUGUAUACCAGAGUUACCGGAGCCAUAUCUCUGUUGCCGACCCACUUUGCUUGUGAAACAGCUCCGCGAAUUUGUGGCACUUAAGAUGAAUUUGAAGACUGAAGAGAUUGAAUUGUUGGGAACAAGAGGAGUAGUAGAAGAUAAGGCGACAGAGAACCUUCCUGCAGUGACUUCAGAAGCUUCAGCAGCAGAAACCAAAGAUGAGAUGCAAAGUCUGGAAGACAAUGCAACAUUGUCAAGGCUCAAAGUCGAUUUCUUUUCAAUCCAUGAUCCCCAUUUGAUCAUAUCUUACCGGAAGAAACAAACCGAGUGA